CCAGAGCGGCGCUGGCGGCGACCAUAGAGUCAGCCCUACGGGACAGAGCGUCUCUCUCUCGCGCGCUCUCUCCGCGUCCCGCGGUGUCCGGUGCCGUCUUUCCCGAGCGGAGGGCGCGCACUGCGGGGAUCCCGGCGAGCGGGAGCGGCCCAAAGAGGCAAUAUGGAGAAUGUCCUUGCUGCCGAAAAUCUGGCAAAAGUCUCACAGAACAGCCCCGCUUUUUCAAAGCCUGGUAUUCUUCUGUCCCAUCACAAGGAAUAACUCAUUCCUCUGCACGUGUGUAUGUGCGUGCUUAUGGACGAGUUGAUGUUGUGCCACGGUUGUUGUGUGAAAGCCCCGGUGAAGGCAACGGCCGCGUGGAACGUGUGCAGGCUGGCGGAUGCGGUCCCUCAGAAAGCGGUUGGAUCCCUGAUGAGCCUGUAGAGGCACCUCAAGGCCCCGCAAAGAUUUGGAAAUACCUCAGCUUCUUUUUGUGACCAAUCUCAGCAGCGUCGCCCUUUCUGGUUGACACCUUCCAAUCUCCUGUGCUGUUGGAGACUGAAGCUGGAGCUGCUCAAAGGAUCAGUCCUUUGAAGUGUUAAUGUCCCUCUUCUCGGUGCUGCGUGGGAAGCGAAUUCCCCUCCUUCAGCUGCCUGUGCCCAGCCUGGAUGCGUGGUCUCACCUGGACCAUCUCAAGGUUGCGUUGCUGUCACCUUCACUGUGUGACUGGGAAGAGUGUGUCUGUAUCGGGGGACACUUUGGCCUCUUCUGCCCAGGCCCAGGGGAGCUGGAGGAACCCUGUGGAAACCAGCGUUGUCUGCAUUAAAGCUUUUGAUCGGUUGCCAAGUGCUGUAUGUGUUUUACUUUUUCCGUGUUUAGAAGGAAGAAAGAACAAGGCAAUCCCUUCAGCCCACGUGCAGUUUCUGCUCGAGGCGACCCUUCCGCUGUUGGAGCCGUACGCGGCAUUUCUCGAGGCGAUUCCCAAGGCGAUUCCCAAGGCGAUUCCCGAGGCGAUUCCCAAAGCGAUUCCCAAAGCGAUUCCUGAGGCGAUUCCUGAGGCGAUCCCUGCAGCGAUCCCCGCGGCGCUGCCGCAGCCGCUCCCGGCGAUCCCCGAGGCCGAGCAGAGCUCAGCCCCGGGCUCAGCCCCAUCAUCCGCACGGGCAGCGGCUCCCACAGCUCCAGCGGGAUGUGGUGCGGCACAGCCGCUAUACGAGGAUCCAAAAUGCAGAGGACCCAAAGGAUCGUUGGGCCUGAUCGCUACAUUCCCAGCCGGAGAGCUCUGGACAUGGAUGUGGCCAAGUUCCAGAAGGACACUGCUGUGGUGUCACCUACCGUGAAGGAGCGCCAGAGACCCUGGGCAGCGAGUCUGAAUGCCUUUGAUCUGGAAAAGAUCCUGGAAGAGGUUCUCCGCCUCAGUGGAAAGGCUCAGACCACUGCAGCAGGCUAUCAGUACAACCUCAAAGCGCUCUACGGGCACGAGGUGAUGCCUGGGUUCGGCAGGAGAAAGGGCAGAUACAUUUCUUCUGCACCAGACCGAGUCCUGAGUGCCCCAGACAUCCGCGAUGACUAUUACCUGACUCUCCUUGACUGGAGCACUCAAAACCUCCUGGCGCUGGCUCUGGACACCACUGUCUACCUGUGGCACCACAUCUCUAGGGAGACUGUCAACCUCAUGGAGAUAGAGCGCGUAGCUGAUUAUGUUUCCUCUGUGUCCUGGGGUAACGGAGGAGACUGCCUUGCUGUUGGUGUGAGCAACGGUGAGGUGCAGCUGUGGGACGUCGAGCAUCAGAAAUGUCUCCGCACUCUGACCAGCCACGUGUCCCGUGUGGGGUGUCUCAGCUGGAACAGCUACAUCCUGUCCAGCGGGUCACACAGUGGCCAAAUCCACCACCACGACAUCCGAGUUGCUCAACAUCACGUGGCCACACUCGCUGGUCAUAAGCAGGAGGUGUGUGGACUGAAGUGGUCUCUGGAUGGCCGCUACCUUGCCAGUGGCGGUGAUGACCACCUGGUGAACAUCUGGCCAAGCAUCCAGGGGGGUGGAGGAUUUGCUCCAGUCCAGACCUUCCGUCAGCACCAGGGUGCUGUCAAGGCUUUGGCGUGGUGUCCGUGGAAGUCCAGCAUUCUGGCCACUGGAGGUGGAGCCACUGACAAAAGCAUCCGCUUCUGGAAUGUGUGUUCUGGCACCUGCCUCGGCAAUGUUGAUGCCCAUUCCCAGGUCUCUUCCAUCCUAUGGUCAACCAACUACAAGGAGCUCAUUUCAGGCCAUGGCUCUGAAGAGAAUCAGCUGGUGAUCUGGAAGUAUCCAGCCAUGUCCAAGGUCACCGAGCUGCAAGGUCACACAGGAAGAAUCUUGAGCAUGGCUCUGAGCCCUGAUGGUGAAACAGUGGCCUCGGCUGCUGCUGAUGAAACGCUGCGACUCUGGCGCUGUUUUCAGAUGGAUCCAAUCAGGAAGAAGGAGAAAGAGAAGGCAAACAGAGUCAAAAGCAGCGUCCUUCACCAGACCAUACGAUAAGGGCAUGGGGCUGUUGGGGGGAGUGGGGAAACCUGGUUUACCCUUCCUUAUUUUAAAUGUUAUUAAAUGUUAAUUCACGUUUUAAAAUUAACAAAGUGCUUUCAUUUGUCUUUUUUUUGGAGUUUACUGGAAGAGAAGGCCAUGGCUGACAGAAUCAAGCCCAGUGUGGAUGCCGUGGACGAGUCCCGCAGUGUCACACCAGAAUGGUCUCCAAGCCUCGGUCCUCUGCCUUUCUGCCCACCGAAGAGCUCGC
Messenger RNA from Cuculus canorus (common cuckoo), 2747 nucleotides. Its product is annotated as cell division cycle protein 20 homolog. Gene Ontology annotation, biological process: positive regulation of anaphase-promoting complex-dependent catabolic process; anaphase-promoting complex-dependent catabolic process; positive regulation of ubiquitin protein ligase activity. Lineage: Eukaryota; Metazoa; Chordata; Aves; Cuculiformes; Cuculidae. Gene Ontology annotation, cellular component: anaphase-promoting complex. The record is from RefSeq and is a predicted model, not a curated record. Gene Ontology annotation, molecular function: ubiquitin ligase activator activity; protein binding; anaphase-promoting complex binding.